Contarinia nasturtii (swede midge) is the source of this 1997-nucleotide messenger RNA. RefSeq names its product RNA polymerase II degradation factor 1-like. The transcript is spliced from 2 exons. The coding region runs from base 181 to 1500 and encodes 439 amino acids. Lineage: Eukaryota; Metazoa; Arthropoda; Insecta; Diptera; Cecidomyiidae. The record is from RefSeq and is a predicted model, not a curated record.
UGUUUAGAGAAUCAAGUUCGACGUUGUGCUAGGCGAAAACUGAGCUCGAUAUUGGACGCCUAACGAACGAAAGCGGAUUCGAAUAUUUUGUGAACAUUUCAUUUUUCGGUUAAACGUUUUUUUGUAAAUCUGUUUUAUUUUUUUUUUAUUUUUUGAAAUUUCAUUUUAACCAAAUUCAAUAUGACACGCAAUACUUUGUGCGCUCUUUAUUUAUUGAUCGCAAUCAGUGCGGUUCAUUCAGCUUCAUAUUAUCGUUUCGGGCGUGAAGUAGUAGUACCUUCAAUUGAAAUGGAAGUCAAAGAAAUGGUCUCUGAGUAUAAAAAAGAUGAACCAAUUGUUGAAGAAAUUGUAGCCAUGGUGGCCGAACCAGAAAAUGUUGCAGAAAUGGUUAAAAAUAUUCCAAUUGUUGAAAGUAUGUUGCCAGUCGUUGAAACUGUUGAAAAUAAUGUCGUUGCUGAUGGCGUUGGCGAGAAAGUGGUUGCCGAAUUUGUAAGUGAUGAAGGUCGUGCAAAACAAAAUCCAGUACUUCGUUUCGAUGCUUUGGAAGUUAUUCAACCCGGUGGUGGAAAAUCCGAAAAAGUUACAACCGUUGCUGAAACCGUAAAAAAUGCUGCCGUUGAAGCAAUUGAAAAGCAAAAUCAAGAAGUCGCCGCCGAAAGCGUGAAAAUUGAAGAGCCAAUUCCAGAGAAAAAAGACGAACAAGUUGUUGCUGCAGCUGUUGUUAAAUCAGUGCCAAAUGUUGAACCUGUCGUUCAAAGUGUUGAUGUUGCGGUAAAAUCAUCAGAAUCAGUGGCUGUCGUUAAAGAUGAAAGUGUUGUAUUGCCUGCUGUUGAAGUUGAAAAAGUUGUUGAAAAAGAAUCGGUACGUUCAGCUGAUCCAGAGCCAGCAAAACCAGAAGAGCCAGCAAAACUUGAAGAGCCAGCUAAAUCAGAAGAGCCAGCUAAAUCAGAAGAGCCAGCUAAAGAAGAAAAAGCCAAGCCAGAAGAGCCAGCUAAAGUAGAGAAAGCCGAACAACCACAAUCAACUGAACCAUCAGUGCUGAAACAAAGUCAAGGCCCACUUGAUCAAAUAACAAACGCAAUUAAUUCAAUUGCAACAAACUUUCAAAAUGCUGGAUCAAACUUUCAAACUACUCUAACCAAUCUCUUCCCAAAUAAUCCAUUCGCAAAUCGGCCACAAUCAGAUGCAACAUCAUCCGAAGACGCUACUCUCAAUACUGCCGAACAAGCUCCAUCCACUGCUGCUGCUGUCAUCCAAUCGGCGGAACCAGCCAGCACCACAGCAUCACCAAACAUUUUACAAAAUAUACAACAAGCCAUCACACAAUUUACCAACAACAUUAUUCCAGCAAAUCUUCGACCAACUACCGCACCAUCAGCCGCAGCUCCAGAAGUACCAAUCGUUGUGGGUGGAACACGCGUUGGCGAAGAAGCAGUUCAGGUUGUUGAACAUAUCGAUGUUGUCAAUGACAAAGUUGAUUUGGGAAAGAAAGCACAAUAAAUGUGCUUACCUCUUGAAAUCACAACAAAAUUCAAACACACUAAACAAAUACGCUCAAAAUAAUAAAUAUGAACUAGAUAGGAUUCAGGUACAAGCAAAAUUUAUUUGAUACAAAUAAUAUUUCAUAGACUAUUGACCUAUAAUGACGUAUAAAUGUACCGUUUAUUGACCGUUUUAGAUACUCAUAUAUUUCUUAUAUUAAAGCGUAUAUAUUUAAAAACAACAGCGAUAAAAACGAAAAAAAAAAACAAUAAUCAUGACAACGACAACAAGGGAACAAAUUUGAACCACACAUCAAAAAUCAUUAAAUUUAGAAAGACACCACAGUAGUCGCGCACAUUAUCAACGUCCGUAGAUGUUAAGCCUUAAAUCAGUAUCAAUUUAAAAUUUAAAUUUUAAUUUUAGUAACUUAUUAUCACCGAUGAUGAAUCUUGUGUUAGACAAAUAAAUAAAUGUAACGCACAAAGUGAAAUAAAGAGAACACAAUUUACAUAAUA